AUGGAAAAAGGUCACUGAAGAGAAAACAGUAUGACUUUUUCAACUAAAGGAUGAAAAAAGCCUCUUAUGAAUAACAGAAAGUCCUUUAAUUAUUUAAGUCAUUCAAGAGAUAGGGCUGCAAGGUUGUAUAACAGCAUUGAAUACCAUCCAAAUUUUAGAGAUAAAGUUGACCCAAAGAAUGCAAAGAAGAAGAAGAUCUUCAAGAUUCCAGCCAAGACCCCAAUUUUAUUGAACAACUCUCUUUCUAUCCCAUCAAAACAAAAUAUGGGACUGUCUAAUACACUUUCUGAAAAUUGAUGGAAAAGGUUUAGAGCCCCUAGAUGUCUAAAGAGCCAAGGUAUACAAGCCAAGCUUAAGAAUUCACUAACUGGUAAAGUUUUCUUUGAUAGACGGACAGUCACAAGUCAUAAGAGAGCAACUUCCGAGAGUCUAUCUCUUCUUUCAGGAAAUUACUCGUUAAAUAAAUUUAAGAACAUUACUGAAUUCGAUGUAAAGUCUACUUCUAAGAGUCAUCUAUCUGCAACAAAAAGAAGAGAAGUGACUAAAUCAGAGGUUAAAUCAGGACCUCGGUCAGAGAGGCUUUCAAACCUCUACAGAUAUCUUCACAAGAAGAGAUAUAAAGUUUCUGAUGUGAGGCUUCCAAAGGACUACUUACGCUAUGAGGAGAAGCUGAACUCAGUCAAAGAUGAAGCAUCUCAGAGGAGCAAACUGACAUCUGAAAAUAUAAAGUUGUUCAACAAGCUAAUCGCAGGACAACAAACGAAGAUAAGAGAGAAAUCACUGGUUCAGAGUUUCCAUAAAAAUUCAAGUCAAGAAAAUCAACCUUGAAAAGUCCUGGAUUUAGACAAAGAUCUUGACCAUGAUACUGACAUCACUCAGGAAGAUGGUCCUGCAGACCCAAGAGAUGUGGCAAUGAUGGAGGCACUAGAAAGAGCAGUUGCAGAGGAGACUGAACGCAGAAAACACCUAGAGCAGCAACUUUUAGAACUAAAGGACUUGAUGAGACAAGUUAAACAGAGAUCUUAA
Molecule: messenger RNA, 1026 nt
Organism: Moneuplotes crassus
Lineage: Eukaryota; Ciliophora; Spirotrichea; Euplotida; Euplotidae
Source: the annotation of a GenBank genome assembly